Molecule: messenger RNA, 897 nt
Organism: Suillus paluster
Lineage: Eukaryota; Fungi; Basidiomycota; Agaricomycetes; Boletales; Suillaceae
Product: ferritin-like domain-containing protein
Exons: 4
Source: RefSeq, a predicted model, not a curated record
GAGUUCGCCAACGUUCUGGAGCAGCUGGAGUCCACAUUUUAUUCGCAGGCCCUUCAAAAGUUCAAUCAGUCAGAUUUUAUAGCAGCUGGCUUCGCUUCUGCACAGAUCCCCUUGCAGCAGUUUCAGGCCAUCGCUGCAGAUGAGUCCACACACGCGACCACAUUACAGACGGCUAUUAAUGCGUUGGGCGGCCAGACGAUAUCAGGCUGCACAUUCAACGUUUCUCCCUUGCUCACCGACGUAACCACUAUGGUAGCAGCAGCGAGACUUGUAGAAAAUGUUGGUGUAAGCGCCUACCUUGGUGCCCUGACCUUGAUCAACGACACGGUUCUCUCCACCGCGGCCGCUACCAUCAUGACGGUUGAGGCACGCCACCAAACUAUUCUUAAUUUGCUGUCAGGGGCCACUGCGAUUCCUCAAGCGUUUGAUGUUGCCUUGAAUCCAUCUGAGAUUCUCGCAUUGACAGGGGGAUUAAUUUCCGGGUGUAACCUUGGAAUUCCAGCAAAUGUUCCUCUCCAGCUGAAUAGCUCUGGUCCAGUUCAAGCAGGAGCGAAGUUGAACUUUACCUCCGCCGCACUGAACGGAACUAUUCCGAUAGAGAAAUUGUCCUGUCAAUUCCUCGCCGGCGGCUUGUCUGUAGCCAUCUCGCAGCCCCUAGCUGAAUGCAGCGUCCCGCCGAACGUCACUGGUCCUAUGUUUGCAUUCGUGACCAACAGCAGUCAGCCCCUCGCGAAUAACAUCCGCGAUGCCGCGACUGGCACCAUCGUCGCUGGUCCAACGAUGAUAUUCGUUGAUAAUCAACAAGAUGCGCUGGCCAUUGCAGCGCGACCUGGUCUAAACUCUACUGUAGCUCAAAAUGGCAGUUCAAACGCUACAACAUCUUUUGCGGCGCCAACA